AUGCGGAGAUUAAUCCGCUUCCAAUCUUCCAAUUUGAAUUCAACUCUGAAUUUUCUUCGCUUUCAGCUUUCAGAGCUACAGAUUCUUCGUUUCUCGACCCUUGUUAGAAAACGCAGAAAUUCCUCUCGUUCAGGUGAAACCCAAAAAAUCCAGUCCCCGGAAACGGCUGAUACUUCAAGCUUCAGGUCGCUCUUCAACGAGAUUACUCAGAUUUUGGGUUCCGAAAGCUAUGUUCAUGAUAAAACGUCUUUUCGUAAUCUGGGGUUGGAAAAAGGUGGCGAGGGGGACUCUUUGAAAGGGGAAGAACAGCUACACUGCGCCCCAGAUGUUUGUAAAAAUGCCGAGCAAGAAACUGAGGGUACCCAGUUGGUUUUCUCGGAAGAAAAUGAUGUUAGCGCGACUGUUCAUGAGGUUUCAUCCGUCAUUCGUGCUGAAAGUGGUUUGGUUUCGAUGGAGGAGAGAUUGGGAAGUUUGGAUGUCAUGUUCAGUUCUGAGGUUGUGGAGAAAGUCCUGAAGAGGAGUUUUAAGUUCCCACAUUUGGCUCUUGGAUUCUUCAAUUGGGUGAAAUCUAGAGAUGGGUUUCAGUGCACAACCAGUAUUUUCAACACAAUGCUUACCAUUUCUGGUGAAGCCAAAGAUUUCAAGCUCAUUGAGAAGUUGGUGGAGGAAAUGGAGAACAACUCCUUGGAGAAGGAUAUCAAGACUUGGACCAUUCUUAUCUCCCUCUAUGGCAAUGCAAAAUUAACAGGAAAAGCCUUAAUGGUUUAUGGUAAGAUGAAGGAAAGUGGAUGUGAACCAGAUGGGGUUGUUUACAAGACUUUAAUCUGUUCUCUCUCUGCUGCUGGGAAGCCUGAACUUGCCAUGGAGUUUUACCAAGAGAUGGCCAAGAAAGGAAUUGGGGUUUUUGACAUGAAAAUGUGUAAGGUUCUGUUGAGUUCUCUUGCUGCAUCAGGGGAUACAGCCUCUGUUCUUGAGAUUGCAAAGGACAUGGUAGCAUUGUUUAAGGUUUCGGAACAUGAUGUUUAUCAUUACAUUCUCAAGAGUUUCUGCAUUUCCAGGAGGGUGAAAGAAGCUCUGGAGUUCAUUCAUGCCCUCAAUAGUAAAGGUAUGAUUCUAGACCCUGAAUAUUUUGAGAUUCUGUUUGCUGGACUCUGUCGCGCUAAUCGGGUGGAGGAUGCUUUGGAACUUGUCGAUAUCAUGAAGAGGAAAAAUGUUGUUGAUGGUAAGGUUUAUGGGAUUAUCAUUAAUUGGUAUUUGAGGCGAAAUGAGGUUUUGAAGGCUCUUGAUCUGUUUCACAAUAUGAAAGAAAUUGGGUAUUUGCCUACUACUUCAACUUAUACCCAACUGAUGCAACAUCUCUUUAGGUUGGCUGAGUAUGAGAAAGGCUUUGAGCUGUAUAAAGAGAUGCUGGAAAAAAGGAUUGAAUUAGAUGCAGUGGCAAUCAUGACCGUGGUUGUCGGCAAUGUGCGCCAAAACCUUAUAUCUGAAGCAUGGAAAGUUUUCAGAACCAUGGAAGACAAGCCUACUUGGAAAUCCUUUUCUGUCUUCAUCAGGGAGCUUUUUAAGGUUUCAAGAACAGAUGAGAUAGUCAAGGUUCUAAAUGAGAUGCAGGCCUCGAAUAUCGCUGUCCCCGAAAGAUUAUUUCAUUCAGUUGUGUCUUACAUGGAGAAAAGGGGAGAUAUUGUUAGUUUAGAGAAAGUAAAGAGACUGAGGAGUAUUGCUGAACACUUUCCGCAAGAAGUUGAGGUAAAUAGAGGUGAUGAUGCACCCAAGAUAAAGGACCUUUGUUUGGAGGUGAACUUUAAGCAUUCGGAACCGAGCCAACCGACGAGUAUUGCAUGUCACGUGGAGACACUUUCAAGAAACUACAGAGAAGAGGAUCUUGAUGAAAUUUACAAGAUCCUGUCAUCUUCAACAGAUGGGAAUCAAAUUAAGAAAGCAUUGGAAAACAGCAGAGUGGUGUUCACCCCAGAACUAGUCCUUGAGAUAUUGCGUAAAUGUAGUAUCGAAGGUUGUGCAGCACUACAUUUUUUUGCUUGGGUAGGAAAGCAACCAGGUUAUAACCAUACUACAGAAACUUACAACAUGGCUAUGAAACUCGCCGGGAUUGGGAAAGAUUUCAAGCACAUGAGAAGUCUUUUCUAUGAAAUGAGAAGAAGAGGUUGCAUCAUAACUCCAGAUACUUGGACAAUCGUGAUUAUGCAAUAUGGUCGAGCGGGUCUUACAGAUAUCGCAUUGAAGUUCUUCGGAGAGAUGAAAGAAAGCAAUAUCAAACCAAAUGCCAAUACCUACAAGUAUUUGAUCAUAACCCUUUGUGGGUCAAAACGGAGGAAGGUAAACGAAGCCAUUGCCCUGUUCCAAGAAAUGAUUCGUUCUGAGUACAUCCCUGAUAAGGAACUGUUAGAAGCUUAUCUUGGUUGUUUAUGCAAACUUGGUAGGCUUUCAGAAGCCAAAGAAUGCAUAGAUUACCUCCGUAACAUCGGUUUCACAACCCCACUCAUCUACUCUAUGCAUAUUCGAGCUCUUUGUCGCGCUGGGAGAUUAGACGAUGCGUUGACAUUACUCGAAGAGGUAGGGGCAGCUGAGAGAUCCAAACUAGAAAACUACAUCUAUGGAAGCCUCAUUCAUGGACUUCUACAAAGGGGAAGAAUGGAGGAGGCAUUGGCAAAGAUGAACUCAAUGAAACAGGUCGGUGUAAAUCCAACCGUGCAUGUAUACACAUCAUUCAUAGUAUAUUCCUUCAAGGAGAAUCAAACAAGAAGAGCUUUGGAAAUAGUUGCAAAAAUGAUGCAGGAGGGCUGUGAACCAACCAUUGCUACUUACUCAGCUGUGAUUCAUGGCUUCAUGAACAUGGGGAAGUUUGGUGAAGGAUGGAAGAUCUUCCAUUAUAUCAAGAAAAAUGGGCCAUUUCCUGAUUUUAGAGCUUAUUCUAUGCUGAUUUCUUGUCUCUGUAAAGAAGGAAGAUCUGAAGAAGCUCUGCAGAUUAUAUCUGAGAUGCUCAGCAGUGGGAUUGCUCCCAGUAGUGUUAACUUUAGGACAGUUUUCUUUGGGCUGAAUAGGGAAGGGAAGAAAAAUUUGACUGGUGAUGUACUUGAACAAAAGUUGGGUUUAAUUAGAAGAAGGAAGUUUCAGAGAUGAUCUAUUUUUCUAACCAUUUGAAAGUGUUCUUUUUGAUGUUUUUGAUAGAUUGCUUAAGAGUAUAUAUUGAGACCAAUGAGGGCUCGAGUGAAGAGAAUUUUACUACUUUAUAYUUAUGCCUUAUGGUUUGGGCUAAUUUUUCAUUUAAUCCAUGUGGUUUCAAGGGUUUGUUGUUUUAGUACAACAAAUGUUGGAGUGAAUAUUUAAAAUUCCGACUUCAAAAG
Messenger RNA from Momordica charantia (bitter melon), 3362 nucleotides. The record is from RefSeq and is a predicted model, not a curated record. Lineage: Eukaryota; Viridiplantae; Streptophyta; Magnoliopsida; Cucurbitales; Cucurbitaceae.